Vanrija pseudolonga is the source of this 3501-nucleotide messenger RNA. RefSeq names its product Kinesin-like protein bimC (gene bimC). Gene Ontology annotation, molecular function: ATP binding; plus-end-directed microtubule motor activity; microtubule binding. Gene Ontology annotation, biological process: mitotic spindle assembly; initial mitotic spindle pole body separation; spindle elongation. Gene Ontology annotation, cellular component: nucleus; mitotic spindle; spindle microtubule. The coding region runs from base 1 to 3501 and encodes 1166 amino acids. Lineage: Eukaryota; Fungi; Basidiomycota; Tremellomycetes; Trichosporonales; Trichosporonaceae. The record is from RefSeq and is a predicted model, not a curated record. The transcript is spliced from 5 exons.
AUGUCCCGCCGAGUACCUUCCGGCGUCGGUCUCCAACGACCGGGCAGCCGUGCGCCGUCACUCGCCCCAACCUCGUCGAGGUACAGCCGCGCUGCUGCCAAUGCGCCAGACGCUGGACCCAGCAGUCGCCGCGUAACGUCCGUGCUGCCCUCUGCAGGCGCAUUACGAGUCCCUACCGAGGUCCACGAGUCCAACAUCCAUGUCGUGGUGCGAUGCCGCGGCCGCUCGCCGCAGGAGAUCGCAGAGGCGAGCCCCGUAAUCGCUACCACUGGCGGGCCGCUCAGCAAAGCGAUUACGGUCGAGACGGGUGCCGCGGGAGUCUCUACUCUGGCGGUCAUGCCGACGGAUCAGCCAAACACCAAGACGUACGGUUUCGACAAGGUGUUCGGGCCCGAGGCCGACCAGACCAUGGUGUUCAACGAGGUUGCAGAGAGCAUGCUCGACGAGGUGCUUGCCGGAUACAACUGCACAAUCUUUGCCUAUGGCCAGACUGGAACUGGAAAAACCCACACGAUGCAGGGUGACCUCACCCCGACGCCUCUCAUGGCUCCCUCGACCGACGCCGGUAUCAUCCCUCGAGUGCUGCAUCGCCUGUUUGAACGGCUCGAGGCACAAGAAGGCGCAGAGUACAGCGUCAAAUGCUCGUACCUUGAGCUGUACAACGAAGACCUGCGCGAUCUCCUCGCACCAGAGUACAAGGACCCCUCCAACGCCGGCUACGCCUCGCAGAUCAAGAUGUUCGAGGACGGAAGCAAGAAGGGUGUGACGGUGCACGGGCUGGAAGAGUGCGGUCUCUUGAGUUUGAAGGACGGUCUAGCUGUGCUCAACCGCGGAAGCCAGCGCCGACAGACUGCCGAAACCAAAAUGAACGACAAGAGUUCGCGCUCGCACUCGAUCUUCACGCUCACCGUCCACGUCAAGGAAACGUCCCAGGACAAAGGCGAGGAUGUGCUGAGAAUCGGCAAGUUCAACCUGGUUGAUCUGGCUGGAUCUGAAGCGAUUGGACGCUCUGGUGCCGAGAACAAGCGCGCACGCGAGGCCGGCAUGAUCAACCAGUCGCUGUUGACGCUCGGACGUGUCAUCUCGGCGCUCGUCGACAAGUCGAGCCACAUUCCCUACCGCGAGUCCAAGCUCACCCGGUUGCUUCAGGACUCGCUCGGCGGACGCACCAAGACCUGCAUUGUCGCCACGGUCAGCCCGACAAAAUCGAACCAGGAGGAGACCCUCUCGACACUCGACUACGCCCUACGUGCACGGUCAAUCAAGAACAAGCCCGAGGUCAACGCCCAUCUCACCAAGGCUGGCUUGCUCAAGGAAUACGUCGGUGACAUUGAGCGCCUCAAGGCCGAACUGUUUUCCGCCCGCGAGAAGAACGGCAUCUACAUUCCCGAUGACCAGUGGCGGGAAAUGUCCGACAAGCAGACACGGCAAAGAUCCGACUAUGACGAAGCGCAGCAGCGUGUGCGUGCGGUCGAGGUUGAACUCAAGACGCGCAAGGCCGAGUUUGAGACCCUGACGUCGAGGUUUGUCACGACGACCGAUGAUCUUGCGACGGCACGCGAGGCAGAGCGACAACUCGGCGAGCUCUUGGAUCAGGCCAAGGUCGACGUCGAGGCCGCACGAGUAGCACUGGAGGAGGAGCGCAUUGUGGCGAACGCGUACGCCGAGGGUGAAGAACGUCUCCACGGUGUUGCGAGCGAGCUUCACUCUGUGGCUGUCGACGGCGUGCGUGAUGUCGGCGGCCUGUUCGACAAGCUUGACCGCGUGGCCGACGUCCUCGACGCCAACUCGGACGCCGCGGGUGGUUUUGGCAACGAGAUGCAGUCGCUCAGCGCCGACCUGAAGCAGAGCAUGGCUCAGCUGCAUUCCGUCCAGAAGGACUUUGGCGGCAUGCUCCGGACGGACAUGAAGGCGUAUGCGAAGCGAGGUGCCGAGGAAUCGCAACUCCACAUGGCCGAGCUCGACGCGACAUUCGCUACAUUUGACGACCUCGCCAAGUCGCUGGCCAAGUCUGUCGAGGGAGGCAAGAUUGACGCGACGGAAGCUAGUGCAGCAAUGCUUGCGGUCCGCGACGAUGUCCAGGCGUCCCUCAAGGCGUGGGCCUCUGGCGUCAGCUCCAAGACCACUAGCACGGUCGAGGAGCUCAUCUCGCAGCACAGAGACAACCUCGACAUGGUCUCCUCUGUGGUUGAGGGAACAACGGCUCUGGUCGCGAAUGUCAUCCACGCGGCGAGGGAGCACGUCGCCACGCAAUCCGCCGCGUUCGCCAGGGCGCAGGAGCUUGCUGCGAGCGCUGCUGCGGCAGAGAUUGCACGCCUCAAGGCAGAAAAGGCUGCCCUUCUCCAGCUCAUGGCCGACGAGCAGGACAAGUCUGCCAAGCUGCGCACGAACCUCAUCGCCAACUUUACCACCAUGAUGAGCGACUUUACGGCCGCGCAGGACACGAGUCUGUCUGCUGCGAUUACCAAGGCAACGAACCGGGUGGAUGUGGGCGUCCGCGAGAUGACCGCGUUCCAGGCGUCGCAUUUGGCUGUGACAGCCGAGGGGGUGCAGCUCGCGGAUGAGUUUGGCGCCGACCUGGAUGACAGAGCCAUGGAUGUGGACCAGCAGGGCCGCGCGGGCAAGAAGGCUAUUGCCGAGGUGUCGUCGGAUUUGGACUCGACAUUGCGGGCGUAUGCCAAGGAGACGGCGUCACAGGCGAGCAAGCAGGUUGCGAGCGUCGACGCGGCGUGCGGGCGUCUGGAAGCCGCGGCAAGCAAGGUCUCGACAUCCGCCUUGUCUCGAGCCCAAAAGCAGGCCGCUCUCGUCUCAUCGCUCAAGCAGAACGCAACGGAGAGCUACGGGCUGUCCAGCGAUUACGUCACAGCCGGCGCCGAGGAGAUCGAGCACCUCACGUCCACGCUGCUGGAAUCUCACGCCGAAUCAUCCGCUACGUCAGCCGACGCACUCGCGACGGCAGAGUCCAAACUCGAGCGCAUCUCGUCUUCCACAUCCCGCUUCCUUGACAACAUUCGCGAGGAUCUGCCGACGGGAAGCACACCACGGAAAAGAGCCUGGGACUUUCCCAACAACUGGGAGCGGACUGAACCACGCGGCAUGCUGCUGGAGCGCAUGCGGAGGCAACGGCGAGCGGUGCCAGAGCCGCGCUUCAGCGGAGUCAGCGAGGCAGCGUCGUCAACACCGACCGCACGCUUGCCACUACGUGAGAGUGCUGAGAGCAGACCCAGCGCGCGUACCAGCCCGGGCCUCACACCUGUAUCGUCGUCUACGUCGAUUGCGAGCCUCGUAAGCGAGGGCACGAGCGUGGCGACAUCGGCUUCUGUGUCGACGUCGGCGAGCCUGGCCUCCCCACCAGUAAGCCUGCCGGCGACCGUGAGCCAACUGCGCGGCCCGCGGAUGCGGCUGAAAAAGGUGGGCUCGGGGGAUGUCCUCGAACCGCCACGACCGCCAAUGAGCGUAUUAGCGGAGGGCGGGAACAUACCGCGGAGCCGGAGGAAGUGA